This is a messenger RNA of Oncorhynchus tshawytscha (Chinook salmon), 1480 nucleotides long. It is a transcript of the gene psma4, whose product is annotated as proteasome 20S subunit alpha 4. The transcript is spliced from 8 exons. The record is from RefSeq and is a predicted model, not a curated record. Gene Ontology annotation, biological process: ubiquitin-dependent protein catabolic process. Gene Ontology annotation, cellular component: proteasome core complex; cytosol; proteasome core complex, alpha-subunit complex. NCBI's taxonomy places the organism in Eukaryota, Metazoa, Chordata, Actinopteri, Salmoniformes, Salmonidae. Bases 523 to 1371 code for a protein of 282 amino acids.
GACAAUUUGCGUUGUAUAUUUCCGCUUUUAGUUAUCCCUUUAAAAAAAUGAGAACACGCGUAUUGCUUUGCACAGUAAUGAUAUUGUAAUUCAUGUCAUUUAGCUAGCUAGCCAUUUCCUUUAACAUCUGUAAUGGUGGAUGGAGUGGGGAGCUAGUGAGCUAAAAGUUGCUGCUUCAUGGUAGCUCGAGAGCUAGCAAGCAUACUAAUUGAUAGAGCUUGCGCUAUUACAAAAGUUGUAACUAUGGCGUAAACAGAAGUUAACGUUAACUUGCAAUGAAUCAAUCCAUAUUGGUGUGUACAUAUGUUGUCCUUAUAGCGAAUUAUUUCAAAAUCCUCAGGUACUACUGCACUUUCAGUUUCACUCUGCUGGCCUCCGCACUAGCGCAGGCAAACUAGCUAACGUUAGCCAUAGCUAUGACAAGCAAGCGCUGAAAAACUAGAAUACCGGCAUGGAUAAAUAUCAAUCUGGCAGAAUGAGUUGCUAAGCCUUUAGCAACUUGCUUAUCACAUAGUGGAGUUGAUGAAUUUGUUAUCUAAACAUUAUUUGUUUAACCUCCACAGCAUUUUAAAGGAAACUACUAAGAUGUCUCGUCGAUAUGAUUCAAGAACAACCAUCUUCUCGCCUGAAGGCCGCCUAUACCAGGUAGAGUAUGCCAUGGAGGCCAUUGGUCACGCUGGCACUUGUCUGGGGAUUUUGGCCAAUGACGGUGUGCUGCUGGCGGCUGAGAGGAGGAACAUCCACAAGCUAUUGGACGAGGUGUUUUUCUCAGAAAAGAUCUACAAGCUGAAUGAGGAUAUGGCGUGUAGUGUGGCUGGAAUCACAUCCGAUGCCAACGUACUGACCAAUGAGCUGAGACUAAUAGCACAGAGAUACCUACUGCAGUACCAGGAGCCUAUCCCCUGUGAGCAGCUGGUUACAGCUCUGUGUGACAUCAAACAGGCCUACACACAGUUUGGAGGGAAAAGGCCGUUUGGCGUGUCUCUGCUGUACAUGGGUUGGGACAAACACUAUGGUUUCCAGCUCUACCAGAGUGACCCCAGCGGCAACUACGGAGGCUGGAAGGCCACCUGUAUCGGCAACAAUAGUGCCGCGGCCGUGUCCAUGCUGAAGCAGGACUUCAAAGAAGGAGAGAUGUCUCUGUCCUCUGCCCUGGCUCUGGCCGUCAAAGUGCUCAACAAGACUAUGGACGUCAGCAAGCUGUCUGCUGAGAAAGUGGAGAUCGCCACUCUGACCAGAGAGAACGGAAAGACUUGCAUCAAGGUGCUGAAACAGAAGGAAGUGGAUGAGCUGAUCAAGAGACAUGAGGCGGAGGAGGCCAAAGCGGAGAAAGAGAAGAAGGAAAAAGAGCAGAAGGAGAAAGACAAAUGAGUGGCCCACAUUGUUACUUUUCUGUUAAAAAAAAUCCAAAUAGUUCAGGUUUUCUAAAUUGUUCUUUGACUAUCUGUUGUAUUUCUUUAAAUAAAGGCUAAAUACUAUA